GUCAGGCGUCACUUGACGACGUAUACAGGGGCACAGGGCUCAGGUUUUCCUUCAAAUUGCGCCGAAAUACUCGAGAUUUCUUGGAUUUUUUUACUUGUUUAUUCUAUUCUCCUUCCGGCGCCUCUCUAGUCUAUUCUCCUUCCUCGUCGAGUCGUCGUCUUCUUCGAUCCACUCUUUCCCCCAUCCCUAUCUCCCUACUUUCCACGCAACUGCGUUUCCCCCGGACUCUUCUUCCACGAUUCCGUUGGACCCCUACCGCUCCUCAGUCAGUCCUCGCCCCUCCCAGCACCGGCCAACAAUCCCUCACGUUAUUCCCUGUAGCUACUAUGCUGCCCUCUUGGAUCCCUUUUUCACUUGUCUGAGAUUUAGCCACCGCCCGGUAGGAAGAAGAAGGGGAAGCACCAUAUUUUCUGUUCCUGGCCUGACGCAGCGCCGGUGAGAUUUCAGUCCGGGAUCGGCAACGCUGGGAGGACUCGCGUGUGAUUUACGCCGACUUCCGUGCCGCUCUAGGAAGGGUCACGUCGAGGAGGCUUUUGCCGACGCGGAUUUGCCUGGAGCCAGCCAAGCAGAGCGCAGAAUUGGGGGUGUUUGGCCGUGCAAAGCCAGAAAGUUCUCGGUUUGGCUGCCGAAACCGCUUGAGGCGACCACCAUCUCAUGGUCGUAGUGGUCCGGGUCCGGCACAAGUAGGGGCUCGCGUCUUGCGCUUGGCAGUUGUGGGAAGCCAUGGAGCCGUCGUCGUCCAUCACGUUCGCGUCGUCGUCGUCGUACCUGUCCAACGGCUCGAGCCCCUGUUCCGUCGCGCUGCCGCCGCCAGGGCCGCCCCAGACUCCCCCGUUGCCUGCCGGCCAGGGGUGGGGUGGUGGAGUCGCUGCCGCAGGGAGCGGAGGCAGCGUGGAGGCCGUGAGCCUGAACCGGCUCAGCAAAAACCUCGAGCGGCUGCUCCUCGACCCGGACCUAGACUGCAGCGACGCCGACGUCGAUGUGCCCGACGGUGGGCCGCCCGUACCCAUCCACCGCUGCAUCCUUGCCGCACGCAGCGACUUCUUCUACGACCUCUUCGCCGCUCGCGGCCGCGCAGGGGCAGCGCGCGGUGAUGCGGCCGCCGGCGCCGGAGUAGCCGCGGAGGGGGCUGCCAGUGGAAGGCCGCGGUACAAGAUGGAGGAUCUCGUUCCCGCCGGCCGCGUGGGGCGCGAGGCCUUCCAGGCGUUUCUGGGGUACCUGUACACCGGCAAGCUCCGGCCGGCACCGGUCGACGUGGUGUCUUGUGCUGACCCAGUGUGCCAUCACGAUUCGUGCCCGCCGGCCAUCAGGUCCGCGGUCGAGCUCAUGUACGCGGCGUGUACCUUCAAGAUCCCCGAGCUCACCUCGCUCUUCCAGCGCCGGCUUCUUAAUUUUGUAGACAAGACUCUAGUGGAGGAUGUUAUUCCUAUUCUGGAAGUUGCUUCCCACUCAGGGCUGACUCAAGUGAUCGACAAAUGUAUUCAAAGGAUUGCUAGAUCAGAUCUCGACGAUAUAUCUUUGGAUAAGGAGCUCCCUCCAGAAGCAGUUGAUGAGAUAAAAAAUUUGCGCAAGAAGUCACAAACUGCUGAUGGUGAUACGUUCAUUUCGGACCCUGUGCAUGAGAAAAGAGUCAGAAGAAUCCACAGGGCACUUGACUCUGAUGAUGUUGAGCUUGUGAAGUUGCUUCUUAAUGAGUCCGACAUCACAUUAGAUGAUGCCAACGCAUUACACUAUGCUGCUUCUUACUGUGAUCCUAAAGUUGUCUCAGAGCUGUUAGAUUUGGCAAUGGCUAACUUAAAUUUGAAGAAUAGCCGUGGGUACACAGCACUCCACUUGGCUGCUAUGAGGAGAGAACCAGCUAUAAUCAUGUGUCUCCUUAACAAAGGGGCAAAUGUGUCACAACUGACAGCUGAUGGCAGGAGCGCAAUUGGUAUUUGUCGGAGGUUAACAAGAGCAAAAGACUACAAUACAAAGAUGGAGCAGGGUCAAGAAUCAAAUAAAGAUAGGCUGUGUAUAGAUAUUCUAGAGAGGGAGAUGAUGCGGAAUCCUAUGGCGGUGGAAGAUGCCGUCACCUCGCCUUUGUUGGCAGAUGAUCUUCACAUGAAGCUUCUCUACCUGGAAAACAGAGUUGCAUUUGCUAGAUUGUUCUUUCCUGCUGAAGCCAAGGUCGCCAUGCAAAUCGCACAAGCAGACACCACAGAAGAAUUCGGCGGUAUAGUUGCAGUUGCAGCAAGCACUUCUGGUAAACUGAGGGAGGUGGACCUUAAUGAGACGCCAGUGACACAAAACAAAAGGCUCCGUUCAAGGGUAGAUGCACUGAUGAAAACAGUGGAGCUGGGCCGUCGGUACUUCCCGAACUGCUCGCAGGUGCUGGACAAGUUCCUGGAGGACGAUCUGCCGGAAGGUCUGGACCAGUUCUACCUCCAGAGGGGCACAGCCGAUGAGCAGAAGGUGAAGAGGAUGCGCUUCUGCGAGCUGAAAGAGGACGUGCUGAAGGCGUUUAGCAAGGACAAGGCGGAGGGCAGCGUGUUCUCGGGCCUGUCCUCGUCGUCGUCGUGCUCGCCGCCCCAGAAGUAUGCCCAGAGGUGAUCAAGGCACCAGUUUUUGCCGUAUAGUUUGUUAUCAUGGUCUUCGAGACUUGGACCCGGACAGCAUAUAGGGACAUGUACACCUGUGUAUGUAUAGUGCUUACAAUUGGCGUAAGUAGAACUAUAUGUAUGGAACAUAAGGAAACAUGGCAGGAACACCGUGCAAAAAGAUGAAAAGAU
Messenger RNA from Zea mays, 2768 nucleotides. RefSeq names its product regulatory protein NPR1. Gene Ontology annotation, cellular component: nucleus. Gene Ontology annotation, biological process: regulation of salicylic acid mediated signaling pathway; defense response to bacterium; systemic acquired resistance, salicylic acid mediated signaling pathway. NCBI's taxonomy places the organism in Eukaryota, Viridiplantae, Streptophyta, Magnoliopsida, Poales, Poaceae. The record is from RefSeq and is marked validated. The coding region runs from base 724 to 2589 and encodes 621 amino acids. The transcript is spliced from 4 exons. Gene Ontology annotation, molecular function: protein binding.